This is a messenger RNA of Aspergillus pseudonomiae, 1739 nucleotides long. RefSeq names its product MFS transporter. Gene Ontology annotation, biological process: transmembrane transport. Gene Ontology annotation, molecular function: transmembrane transporter activity. The record is from RefSeq and is a predicted model, not a curated record. The transcript is spliced from 4 exons. The coding region runs from base 109 to 1641 and encodes 510 amino acids. NCBI's taxonomy places the organism in Eukaryota, Fungi, Ascomycota, Eurotiomycetes, Eurotiales, Aspergillaceae.
GAGCUGGUCUGCGCGCAAAGCAUAAAAUUCGCUCUCCACUAAACUAUAUCUACAAGUGCAGUAUUUAUCGUCAAUUCCCUACAACCUCUCAACAUCCAGGCGCCUACCAUGUCACCUACGAGAAAUUUUCUUGAUAUGGAGAAUGGAAUGGGCUGUCUCAGCCUAGAUGGACCUGUGAACUCCGAACGGGCACAAGCCGAGACUCCGUCGGAGAACCGGAUUGACGGUGAAUUCAUCGCGGUGCAAUGGAACGGCCCGGAAGAUCCUGAAAACCCUCAGAACUUCACAUUCGCACGAAAAUGCCUGAUCUCGGCGAGCCUGUCAUUGAUGACAUUGUGUGUCACGUUUGCGAGUAGUGUCUUCAGUGAAGUGACGGUGAUCACUGCAAAGGAGUUUGAUGUGGGAGCGGAAGUCAUGACUCUCGGCACGAGCUUGCCAAUCUUUGGGUUCGCGAUAAGUCCUCUCGUAUGGGGACCUGCAUCGGAGCUAUUCGGACGCACGCGCCCACUGUUCGUCGGCUAUGGUACAUUUAUCCUCUUCCAGCUCCCGGUGGCGCUUGGGAAAAACGUAGCGACGAUUCUUGUCGGUCGCUUUUUUCUUGGAUUCUUUGGCUGCGCACCCCUAUCAAUUGUGGGGGGUACAAUGGUCGAUAUUUGGGAUCCCACCGCCCGAGGCGUCGCCAUUGCAUUUUUCUCGAUCGCAAGUUUCGCCGGUCCAACUUUCGGCCCGAUCCUCGGGGGAUUCAUUGUUGACUCGUACCUGGGAUGGCGUUGGACUGCCUGGAUCACUAUGAUAGGCGCUGCAUUCUUCGGGGCUGUGUCGUUCGUUCUGGUACCGGAAACCUACAGUCCGGUUCUACUACAGCGUCGUGCGGCGUGCCUACGCCGUCAGACGGGAAAUCCAGCUUUUCGCGCCCCGCUAGACACGCACCAGCCGACUUGGGUUGACAUGAUUACCAGGUAUCUCUUCCGACCGCUCAAGAUGCUCUUCCUUGAGCCCAUCCUCGAUUGCCUGACCAUUUAUAUCUCACUCAUAUAUGGUAUCCUAUACCUCUUCUUUGAGUCCUACCCAGUCGCCUUCACCGAGGUACGCGGCUGGACACAACUCGGUGUCGCAGCGCUUCCGUUCCUGGCAAUUUUGGUCGGUGUCCUCUGCGGAGGUGGUCUGAUCAUCGUGGUCACCAAAACCCGAUUCGUCCGGCAGUUGGAACGGCAUGGAUAUGUCAUCCCAGAAGAGCGUUUACCCCCAAUGAUGAUUGCAGCAGUCCUUCUUCCUGCUGGUCUAUUUUGGUUCGCAUGGACGUCCAAGCCGGAGGUUUCGUGGGUCGCGCAGACCAUUGCUGGGGUUCCGAUCGGCUGUGGCAUACUGGUUGUCUUCAUGCAGGGCUUGAACUACCUGGUUGAUGUGUAUCUACCUUUCGCCAAUUCGGCCAUGGCUGCCAACACCCUCGUUCGAUGCAGUUUUGGUGGCGCAUUCCCCCUUUUUGCCACCCAGAUGUUCCACAGACUUGGGGUCGCCUGGGCGACGAGUCUACUAGGAUUCUUGACAGUUGCAAUGAUUCCUAUACCGACUCUGCUUUUUGUUUACGGGAAGCGAAUCCGAUCUUUGAGCCGAUUCUCAAUGGCCGAGGAACGCCAGUGAGGGAUGUAUAUGCUUUUUGGAGCCCAAAAUUGCGACUCAGGCCUCAAGACACUGAUCUACCUUCUACCUCUUCCGGUGAAAGGAAUACUUUACAUUAC